AUAUAAUUGUUGUCCAGCCGACGAGCUGAGCUGCAGGAGGAGAGAGAGAAGAGAUUGAGGUGGAAAUCAUUCACAUCUCUGAAUCAAACGUUGGAAACAUCCACAAGAAAACCUUUUCUAUCAUCAUGGAGCAGAAACAAACCAUCAACUUUGGAGCAGGACCUGCAAAACUCCCUCAAUCUGUGCUGCUUCACGCACAGAAGGAGCUCCUCAACUUCAGCGGCCUCGGUAUCAGCGUUCUCGAGAUGAGUCACCGAUCAGCAGACUUCAACAAAAUCCUCAACAAGACAGAGAGUCUCAUGCGAGAGUUGUUAAACAUUCCAGACAAUUACAAGGUGAUGUUCCUGCAGGGCGGCGGGUCGGGACAGUUCAGCGGCGUUCCUCUCAACCUGAUUGGCCUUAAAGAGGACAAGUGCGCCGACUACCUGGUGACCGGGACGUGGUCGGCAAAGGCAGCAAAAGAAGCGGAGAAAUACGGCAAAGUCAACAUUGUCCACCCGAAGCUGGACAGUUACACGAAAAUCCCCGACCCCAGCACCUGGACCCUGAACCCCUCCGCCUCCUACGUGUACUACUGCUGCAACGAGACGGUCCACGGCGUGGAGUACAACUUCACCCCUGAAACUAACGGGGUGACCCUGGUCAGCGACAUGUCCUCCAACUUCCUGUCCCGACCUGUGGAUGUGUCGAAGUUUGGGCUGAUUUUCGCCGGAGCUCAGAAGAAUGUGGGCUGUGCCGGAGUAACUGUGGUCAUCGUGAGAGAGGACUUGAUAGGCCACGCUCUGAAAGAGUGUCCCAUUGUCCUGGACUACAAGGUGCAGGCUGAGAAUAACUCCCUCUACAACACACCGCCGUGUUUCAGUAUCUACAUCAUGGGUCUGGUUCUGGAGUGGAUUAAGAACAACGGCGGCAGCGCUGCCAUGGAGAAGCUCAACAAGCAGAAGUCCUCCAUGAUUUAUGACAUCAUCAGCGCCUCUAAUGGUUUCUAUGAGUGUCCCGUAGACUUGGCUUGUCGAAGCCGCAUGAAUCUCCCAUUUCGUGUGGGGAAGAAAGAGGGAGACGAAGCCUUGGAAAAGGAGUUUCUGGCCGGCGCAUCCAAACGUGGAAUGAUAUCGCUGAAAGGACACAGGUCAGUUGGAGGAAUUCGUGCAUCUCUGUACAACGCUGUAACCGUGGAGGACACUGAAGCCCUGGCCACCUUCAUGAAAGAAUUCCUGAAAGAGCACCAAUAAAACAGGCCACACUAAGAGUCAGCUGAUAUCACACAGCAGCAUUACAACACUCCGGUUAAAAAAAGCCCUCAGAGAUCCAUGUUGGAUCUGGAAGAUGCACCUUUAGACACACGUUUUGUAAAACCCGUUAAUUGUCCUCAAUAAGUUUUAACCACUACUCUUGUCAGAAAUGUCUUAAUUACAUCUGUGUUUCAUAGAAUUCAUAUUUUAAUGAAUUUGUCGACUAACAGUGCUUUAAUGUACAUACUGUAGGUAAUUCCUGUUGUUUGUUCAAAAUCUAUUUACAUUCCAAUAAAUCUGACUUGGCAAUAUUUA
Sebastes umbrosus (honeycomb rockfish) is the source of this 1547-nucleotide messenger RNA. RefSeq names its product phosphoserine aminotransferase 1 (gene psat1). The transcript has 9 exons. Gene Ontology annotation, biological process: L-serine biosynthetic process. Gene Ontology annotation, cellular component: cytoplasm. Gene Ontology annotation, molecular function: pyridoxal phosphate binding; O-phospho-L-serine:2-oxoglutarate transaminase activity. The coding region runs from base 126 to 1232 and encodes 368 amino acids. NCBI's taxonomy places the organism in Eukaryota, Metazoa, Chordata, Actinopteri, Perciformes, Sebastidae. The record is from RefSeq and is a predicted model, not a curated record.